ACGUCCGGCUUCCCUGUCAGCUCGUGUCUCCUUGGAGCCGCUGAGGAAGGGUUUUCCUCGGACUUUGUCCUCCAUCACUUCCUCCUUGGCACCAAUGGGGGUCAGGGCCGCGCGCUGGGAGGAGCCGGCCGCUCAGGUGCGAUGCUGCAGCGGCCAGUGAGAGGCUGCUGCUCGGGGCUUCCUGCAGCGGGGGAGCAACGAUGGUCACGGAGCCGAAACUUUGCCACGCAUGUCCGGCUGGCUGAAGAAGUUCUCUGCGGCUGAUGGGAUCGUAGCAGCGGUCACUUUGUUUCCUUGGUUUCCUUCCGGACCGCCCCUGCGCCUCUCCCCAGCCCGGCGGCGGAGGGCCCAUGGGGGCCAAGCAGAGCAGCCCCUCCGCUCCCUCUCCCGCUAACGGCCGGACCAGAGCCUACUCCGGGUCGGACCUGCCCUCCGCCAGCAGCGGCAGGACCACCAGCACCGCGGAGGGGGUCCGGUACCGCGCACAGGGCACGUCCAGAGCCUCCGGAGCCGCGUCCAGCUCCGGCCAGCCUCCCGGAACCAGGCCCACGUCCGCGGGCGGCUCUUCGGGUCCAGGUUCCGGAGCCCGGUCCGGUAUCAGCAUCCCGAACAGCGGAGGAGUCCGGAGUUCACCGGAGUCCGGCGGCAGCAGCCCGGAGGAGGCGGACCAGGACCGGACGAGGCACGGAGGGGCCCGGCUGGUGAUCGGAUCUUUACCCGCUCACCUGUCGCCUCACCUAUUCGGAGGUAAGUGGGUCGGUGUGCUGACCCGGUUCGGUUCAGGAACCUGCGGCUCGGUUGUUUGGACUUUAACAUGUCGCCUGAUGAGACGUCCAACAGGUGUCAUUCAGCUGGUUCUGGAAGGGGCUGGUUCUGGAAGGGACUGGUUCUGGAAGGGGCUGGUUCUGGACGCGGUAACUGCUGUUUAGGGUUAGUUCUGCUGCUUUCUAGAGUCUGGCCCAGGAACCUUUCAGUCUGGUUAUGGUUCUGUUCCCUGUCCGGGUCUUGGACCCUAACCAGACCCAGACCCUGGCCUUCCCAAGGUUCUGUUGGGUUCACCUCUGAGGCCACAAACAGGAUGGUGGCCGUUGGACCCGGUUCCACUCUGCUGGUUACUGAUUGAAUGGCUUCUGGAGAUCAUUCAGUGACCCGGGUUUUAUUGGCACGCUUAAUCAGUUUAUUGCCAGUUUCUCUCAUCAGAACCAGUAAAGGAGCUUUAGCUCUGAGGAUUUCUGGGAAAAACUGACCAACCAGGAGCAGAGUGUGACCUUUGACCCAAAUACCUCCAGGCAGAACAUGUGUGGGAUUGGCAGGCUGAUUGGUGGGUUCCGAUGCCGGCUGAUUGGUGGGUUCCGAUGCCGGCUGAUUGGUGGGUUCCGAU
This is a messenger RNA of Cyprinodon variegatus (sheepshead minnow), 1381 nucleotides long. Its product is annotated as E3 ubiquitin-protein ligase ZNRF2-like. The record is from RefSeq and is a predicted model, not a curated record. Lineage: Eukaryota; Metazoa; Chordata; Actinopteri; Cyprinodontiformes; Cyprinodontidae. The coding region runs from base 351 to 929 and encodes 192 amino acids. The transcript has a single exon.